GGGGGGCGUGGUGCAGUGCCCAGUUUGGCGCAUGCGCAGUAGCUCCGUCUGAGCUCGGUGAGGUUGGGUUGUACUUUGUAUUAGUACUGGGGGAGUUCGGGACAAUGAAGCAGAAUUCUAACGUACCGGCGUUCCUGAGCAAACUGUGGACGUUGGUGGAGGACUCGGACACCAACGAAUUUAUCACAUGGAGUCAGAAUGGUCAGAGUUUCUUGGUCCUUGAUGAACAACGAUUUGCAAAAGAGAUCCUGCCCAAGUACUUCAAGCACAAUAACAUGGCCAGCUUUGUGAGGCAACUUAACAUGUAUGGUUUCAGAAAGGUGGUCCAUGUUGACGCUGGAAUUGUGAAGCAGGAGAGGGAUGGACCAGUUGAAUUUCAGCAUCCAUACUUCAUUCAAGGGCAGGACGAGUUACUGGAGAAUAUCAAGAGAAAGGUAUCCUCCACAAGACCUGAAGAAACUAAAGUGAGACAGGAAGAUAUAUCCAAAAUUUUGAAUAGUGCUCAAAAAGUUCAGAUGAAACAAGACACUAUUGAUUCGCGACUCUUCACAUUGAAGAGAGAAAAUGAAGCCUUGUGGAGAGAAAUAACUGAUCUGCGCUCCAAACACUCCCAGCAGCAGCAGGUUAUUCGGAAGAUUGUGCAGUUCAUUGUGACCUUGGUGCAGAAUAACCGAUUAGUGAGUUUAAAGAGAAAAAAGCCUUUACUUCUCAAUACGCAGAGUUCUCAGAAAUCCACCAUUUUACAGACAAUGGUUAAAGAAACCGCUGAAGAGACACAUCAUGUCACCCAUAGGGGAGAUGGCUCAAACAGAGAGAUUUCUGAUGAUAUAGUCAUUUUUGAUAUAACCGACAAUAUAGAGGAAGGAGACAGAAAUGUACUUGCUCAAGAAAAUUCUGAUCAUUCUUCUGACACGCUGAAUGACCGGCUUUCACCUGAAAUUGUAAUUGUGGAGGAUGAUGUUGAGGAGGAGGAGGAUGAUGCCUCCAUUCUGCCAGACGAUAGAAAUUCAGAAAUGAUUGGUCCACUGAGCCCAGUCCGAGAAUACAUCUCAAGCCCACUGAUGUCUGGUCCUCUUCAGCUUAAUAACCAGUCCUCGCUUACUGCAGAAGACCCUCUCACCAUGAUGGAUUCCAUUCUUAAUGAAAGCGGUGUCAUUUCUCAAAAUAUUAAUCUCCUUGGAAAAGUUGAACUGUUGGAUUAUUUAGACAGCAUUGACUGCACCUUAGACGAUUUCAAAGCACUCUUGACAGGUCGUCAGUUCAGCAUAGACCGAGAUCUUCUAGUUGAUUUGGAAACCAAAGGAAUCGAGACAAAAAACAGCGAAGUUCUUCCAGGACCAGCAAAUUUCAAUACAGAUGGUGUGAAAUCAGACAAACAGCUUGUACAAUACACAUCUUACCCAUUCAUGGCUUUUCUGGAUGGAGACACCGGAGGUUUGACGUCGGAGGUCCCAUCUGCCAAGGAAAACGAUAUGGACAAUUUUCUAGAAUCUAGUCUGGAUUCGGAGCCCACGCAGAGUAAACUGGUGCGUCUAGAGCCCCUGACUGAGGCCGAGGCUAAUGAAGCCACUUUGUUCUAUUUGUGUGAACUUGCACCUGCAUCUCUGGACAGCGACAUGUCUCUAUUGGACAGUUAAAUACCUGGGAUACUGUACGCCUGUAUAUAUUCAUCAAAAUGAUGAACUAUUUAUUUUAAGUAUCAUUUUGGUACUAAUUUUCUCCCUCGUGUUUUUGCAAUUUCAAUUUUUUUUUUUAUUUAUGCACAAAAUAUUCUGCUAGAUUUGUUUUGUAUUUUAAGGGCAAGUUAUUUUAAACAAGGGUUAUAUAAUCCAGGCUUAUUUUAUCUUUUGCCUACUUUUAGUUGUACCAAAGUCCCAUUUGAUCCAUGUUGCUUUUUAUAUGUAAUGUAUAUACACCUGAUUUGUGGUGUACACACAUUCUUCUUCCUGUGACACAAGCACUAAUAAAACUGCACUUUAAGGAAAAGCACACCAAGCAUGUUAUGCUGGUCUGGGUCAUUGGAUUAUGAAGUGCAGUGUGCCUUGGUCUGCAUCAGAAUUGUGCAGGUAAGUACAUUCCUGUAUAUAAACGGUAUGCUGGAAUUACAGUGUAUAUAUAAAGCGUGAGCUAGGAACAAAGUGCCUGUCCUUAUUAGUGUGUUUUUGUUUUGAGGGACCAAUGAACAUUUCUGUUCAGUUAUACAGUGGGUCUUUAAUGUAAACCCAUUCAUGCACUACUAACGGUUGCUUUAUUAUGGCCGUGACAUGUUUUAUUUCAAUAAACGGAUCUGUUCCUCUUUUUUCCUUUUUA
Molecule: messenger RNA, 2310 nt
Organism: Rana temporaria (common frog)
Lineage: Eukaryota; Metazoa; Chordata; Amphibia; Anura; Ranidae
Gene: HSF2
Product: heat shock transcription factor 2
Exons: 12
Coding region: 105-1637 (510 amino acids)
Biological process (GO): regulation of DNA-templated transcription
Molecular function (GO): sequence-specific DNA binding; DNA-binding transcription factor activity
Source: RefSeq, a predicted model, not a curated record